Molecule: messenger RNA, 1431 nt
Organism: Aspergillus ruber CBS 135680
Lineage: Eukaryota; Fungi; Ascomycota; Eurotiomycetes; Eurotiales; Aspergillaceae
Product: arrestin (or S-antigen), N-terminal domain protein
Exons: 2
Coding region: 1-1431 (476 amino acids)
Source: RefSeq, a predicted model, not a curated record
AUGGUGAACCUCGACCUCCGCCGUCGUCCCAAAAUCCAAAUUUCCCUGAAAAACCAACAACCGAACCUCGUCAACACAUACACCACCGGGGACCGCAUCGACGGCACCGCGACUGUCACGGUCGACCAUGAUAUUCCGUUUGACCAUCUCGACAUAACAUUCGAGGGCACGUCCAGAACAACAGUCGAACGCGCCUCCGUCCCCGGCCAAAGCGGCGCCUACCAGACCUUCCUCAAACUCCGCCAACCAAUCGACCACUACCCAUCCCCUCGCAUCCUGCAGCCAGGAAAUACCUACGUCUUUCCGUUUACCUUUGUCGUUCCCGACCGCCUACUCCCGCAAGCAUGCAACCAUCCGAAGAACCAUGGGCACCUGGAGCACGCGCAUACACUUCUUCCGCCGACGCUGGGCGACACCAUGGUUACACUACAGAAGGGGAAGAAUGUGUUGGUCGACGACAUGUGUCCAGAUAUGUGUCGCGUUGCGUAUUUCAUCAAAACUGCGGUUGUGAAGAAGGAAGGUAGUGGGAAGAGAAAGGUCCUCGGCUCAGAGAGGCACAAAGUCCGCGUUAUGCCUGUCGUCGAGGAACAGCCACCCCUUAGCAUUCCCGACGAUGAAGUUGACGGGUACUGCGUACGGAAAGAAAAGGAUCUCCGGCGGGGAUGGACGAGAGCGAAGCGCGGACGUCUCGUCGUUUCGACCUCGCAGCCAAGACCUAUCGUUUCGAAUAGUGGCGGCAAUGAAAGUGUGAACUCGGUAGCGACGCUGGAUCUCCGGUUCGAUCCUGUGACUGAGGAUGAAGUACCGCCGGCGCUUGGGACUGUGUGGACGAAAGUCACGUCGUCGACGUUCUUCAGUGCGCAGCCCUGGAGCGACUUUCCUGCUGGAACGAGGGCGAGUUCGUGGGCUCAACUUGGCUGCGGUGUGUAUAUCGAGAAUGUGCCAUUGUCGACGAGAUGUGUUGCGUCUGCGUCGUGGACAAAACAUUCCCGUCAGGACUCGUUCUCUUCCUCGUCCACAUCAACCUCCUCCGCCUCGACGGCUUCUUCGACAAGCGAGUCAUACUACACAGCCUCCCUAAUCAUCCCCAUAACGCCCCCCGCCACCAAAACCCUCGUCCCAACCUUCCACUCCUGCCUCCUCUCGCGAACCUACUCCCUCGACCUAUCCAUCUCCUACCACACACCUCAUACCUCGUGCCUGCUAGGGUCGACUGUAUCCCUGAAAGUACCGGUCCAGGUGACUAUGGCGCCGCGCGACAUGCCCCCGAAGAAUGCGGGGGACAGUGUUUCGGAGAUGGAGGAGGAUGUGGAUAUGGAGGCCUUUUUUACGCCGAGAGAUGUUACUGGGUUGGCUGUUGCGCCGCCAGCGUACGGGAGUUAUAGGCCUAGAGUUGCUGCCGGGCAGGAGAGGAGGGAUGUUUGCGUUUGA